AUGUACCUUCCUCCAGGAGCGGUUCUAUCUGAUGACUCUUGUCAGUUCACCCUAGCCAUCCUUACAGACAAUCCCGGUAUUUAUGUCACUGAAGGUGAAUCAGUGAUCUGCUAUGGGAUCAGGUGUGACCCUCAUACCUUGAUCUUCAACCAGCCUGUUAAGAUCAAUAUACCACAUUCUUUAUUGGUCGUAAAUCCAGAGCAGGUGAAACCAGACAUCGUUUGUCGUGUGUGGGACUCAAUCACGAAUCUUCCAAGAACUUUAAGGAAGCAAUCAUCCAGCUCACCAGACACACCACCAUACUGCAGACUGUACAAAAAACAUCUUGAGCUGUACAUUGACCACUGUGCUGAGUGGUGGGUUCUGAUUCCUCUUGAACAACAGGUGAUCCGACAGCGGCUAAUGUGUACUCCAUACGUCCCAGACAGGAUCGAAAGAGGACAAGAAUUUGCAGUUAAUCUUCAGUUUCGUAACGACCUACCUGGAAACGAAGCGGCAACACAAGGGGAGUCGAGACAACAAUCUUACCAUAGAUGUCAUCGCUCGGUCCCUUUCAAUGUUGAAACAAAGGGUGGUGACGUCACAAUCACGUGCCAUCGUGAAGGAGGAGAAAUUGAGAGCCAGAUCGUUUCUCUUAGGGACCUUCUAGCCAAGAUAAGCCAAUGUAUAUCGAUAUACGUUUCACCCAGCGAAGACGAUCUAAACUUUGCAGUGAUUACCAUAACACUUACACAGGCUGGAAAGCUUGGGAUUUCGCGAUCUACUGCCUUUGUCAUCAGAUAUACAGGUAGAAUUUCAUAUGGACCUAUGUUCCAAUUUCCUUCCGAACAGACAGACCUCACUAGGAUACUAGAAGAAGUAAAGAACAGUGACCUACAAUCGGACAUAGACAUCCGAACAAUAGCCCAGACAAUGGACGUAAAUCAGUUCUAUGAUUUGGGCAUAGCUCUUGGUUUCACCAUAGCUGAGUUGGAUCGCGUAGAGUACAUGAGAUUCAGAGAUAGGCAGCAAGCUACCUAUGACAUGCUACUGGCAUGGAGGGGGAGACAAUCAUGUAACCAAGCAGCAAAGAAUACUCUCAUCACAAUUAUAGAAUCAUUCAACUCAUCUUCAAAUGAUACAACCUUCCCAGGUUUGAGUUAG
Messenger RNA from Lytechinus pictus (painted urchin), 1143 nucleotides. RefSeq lists its product as uncharacterized. The transcript is spliced from 6 exons. The record is from RefSeq and is a predicted model, not a curated record. Gene Ontology annotation, biological process: netrin-activated signaling pathway. Gene Ontology annotation, molecular function: protein binding; netrin receptor activity. Lineage: Eukaryota; Metazoa; Echinodermata; Echinoidea; Temnopleuroida; Toxopneustidae. Gene Ontology annotation, cellular component: membrane. Bases 1 to 1143 code for a protein of 380 amino acids.